This is a messenger RNA of Aspergillus campestris IBT 28561, 1791 nucleotides long. RefSeq names its product FAD-binding domain-containing protein. The transcript is spliced from 5 exons. Lineage: Eukaryota; Fungi; Ascomycota; Eurotiomycetes; Eurotiales; Aspergillaceae. Gene Ontology annotation, molecular function: oxidoreductase activity; FAD binding. The record is from RefSeq and is a predicted model, not a curated record. Bases 1 to 1791 code for a protein of 596 amino acids.
AUGGCCAUUCUGCGGGUUCUAGCACUAGCCCUAGUGGGCACCAGCUGGGUGAAUGCGGAAGCGAGUUGCAAAUGUGGCCCUCGCGAUGAAUGCUGGCCGUCACUUGCGCGGUGGGAUGAUCUGAAUGAGUCUUUGGCGGGGAGGGUCCUGCCCAAUGUUCUUGGGAUCGAGGUUUGUUUCUCUGAGAAUGAGGAAGACCAGAAUACUUGUUUGGAGCUUGCUGCUUUUCAACCAACUGAAGCCACCUUGGAAACCGACGAAAAUAUGCUAUCCAAAUGUCCUUUACGCCCCGCCAGCGCAUAUAUCAUCCGCGCCACGGAAGCAGACGACGUCGCAAAAGCGCUUGUCUUCGCAAAGAGUCACAAUCUGCGAGUGUCUACUGGAUCUGAUCGCGAUGACUUGCAAAGAUCCCGCGCCAAAGGCACACUACACAUCUCAACCGCCAGCAUCCGCAAAGGCACCGAAUACCACGAAUCCUACCCCACCGACUCGCUAUGCCCACACACGAAAUGGAGCGGCAGCGCCUUCACCGUGCAAGGCGGCUACACCUGGGCUGAGCUCUACACUAAAGCAUUCGCCCAAAACCUCAUAGUCAUAGGCAACACCGACCAAACCGCUGAAAUAACAACAUCCAGCGACACCCUCCACCCCCCACUCCACACACUCGGCCUCCCAGCCGACCAAAUCCUCUCAAUGGAUGUCGUCCUCGCAUCAGGCGCCACAGUCUCCGCCAACGCCUGCCACAACCCCGACCUCUUCUUCGCUCUCCGCGGUGGUAGCAGCACAGCCUACGGUGUAAUCGUGUCGACAACGUUGAAAGCUCACCCGUCGCGCCCAGUCACUGCGCAUAGCCUCCAGGUGUAUCCCGCGCCGCACAGACGGGACCCGAUAGCGGGUGCGCUGGCCCUUAUCGACGCUGUGGCGGAGAUUCUGGCGGCCUAUCCUGCGCUGUCGGAGGGGGAAUUCUCUGGACAAGGUAGCUGGGGCGUGGAGAAGGUCGGCGAGGGGAUACAUCUCCCGGGAGUUCCCGCUGCGGUGCUGGCUAAUGGGGGGUAUAGUCAUGUGGUGGCUAGGGUCGAGAACGAUGGUAGUAAUGGUGGUGAUGGCUCUUCCCGCGCGCUUCUCGACACUGCUCUCAUGGAUGCUCUGCGUUGGCGGAAUGGGUCGUCGCUUGUUGUCGAGGAGACGGUGACUGAGUAUGCCUCGUUCGGGGAGUACUUCAACGCGGUUGGUGGGAUGAAUGCGAUGGCGUAUGGAAAGGCGGCGGUGACAUCGCGGUUGCUAGAUCGGACCGCACUAUCAGCUGAUACAGAGAUGCUGAAAGAGAUGUUGCGCAUUACAGCGACGAAUGCGCCUGAAAUGCCGCAUCGUGCGACGAUCUGGACCCACUUAAGUCUCGUUGGACGGGGAGAGGACCCGGGGGACCGACAUGUUAGUGUGCAUCCGGCGUGGCGGAGGAGCUGCGCGGUGAUGGCGCCCAUGGCGACGCUGCCCGGUGAUGCAGAUAAAGGGGAAUUUGAGAAGGCUCAGGUGGAUGCGACGCUGAGGAAAGGCGAUGCGUUGAGGGAGCUGGCGCCGAUGACGGGGGCUUCGCUGGGGUGGAAGGAUGCGCGGAACCCAUGGUGGAAGACGGACUUGUUUGGGGAUGGGUAUCCGCGGUUGAGGGCUAUUAAGGAGAGGUAUGAUCCGGGUGGGAUGUUUUAUUGCGAGACUUGUGUGGGGAGUGAGGAUUGGGAGGAGAUAGAGAAAGAUGAGGGAGAGGAGGGAGAGGCUGUGUUAUGUAGGGUGUAG